Molecule: messenger RNA, 3299 nt
Organism: Ostrinia furnacalis (Asian corn borer)
Lineage: Eukaryota; Metazoa; Arthropoda; Insecta; Lepidoptera; Crambidae
Exons: 13
Biological process (GO): regulation of membrane potential; potassium ion transmembrane transport
Cellular component (GO): plasma membrane
Molecular function (GO): voltage-gated potassium channel activity
Source: RefSeq, a predicted model, not a curated record
GUGCUGUUCGUGUCGAUCCUGCAGAUCAUCUCGACGCUGGUGUACAUGGUGUACGUGGGCGAGUUCUCCAACAUCAUCCAGUUCCAGUCCUUCAGGUCCUUCAGCUUCUACUGCAAAUAUCUGGAGCUGCAAGAGUUCCUGAAAAACAAUCGCGUGUCCAAGAACCUGGUGACGGUGGUGAACCGGUACACGCUGCACCUGUGGCAGGAGGCGCGCGGCGUGCAGGUGCCGCACUUCCUGCAGGCCGCGCCGCAGGGGCUCAAGCUGCGCGUCAUGUCUGCUGCCUACAUGCACCAUCUGAAGGAGAGUCCACGUCUCAGCACCGUAAAGAAAUAUGGGAAACACUGUGUCAUCUUAGUACGUGGAAUAAGGGCGACUGGUGAUAAGUGGCAGGAGGCGCGCGGCGUGCAGGUCGGCUGCCUACAUGCACCAUCUGAAGGAGAAAACAACCGCGCGUCCAAGCACCUGGUGCCGCACUUCCUGCAGGCCGCGCCGCAGGGGCUCAAGCUGCGCGUCAUGUCUGCUGCCUACAUGCACCAUCUGAAGGAGCACCUGGUGCCGCACUUCUUGCAGGCCGCGCCGCAGGGGCUCAAGCUGCGCGUCAUGUCUGCGGCCUACAUGCAUCAUCUGAAGGAGAACCUGGUGACGGUAGUGAACCGCUACCGAUACACGCUGCACUUCCUGCAGGCCGCGCCGCAGGGUCUCAAGCUGCGCGUCAUGUCUGCUGCCUACAUGCACCAUCUGAAGGAGCACCACAUCUCUAGGGCGUCGUAUCUUCUUCUUCUCACUUUCUCUCAGAGUCCACGUCUCAGCACCGUAAAGAAAUAUGGGAAACACUGUGUCAUCUUAGUACGUGGAAUAAGGGCGACUGGUGAUAAGUGGCAGGAGGCGCGCGGCGUGCAGGUCGGCUGCCUACAUGCACCAUCUGAAGGAGAAAACAACCGCGCGUCCAAGCACCUGGUGCCGUACUUGCUGCAGGCCGCGCCGCAGGGGCUCAAGCUGCGCGUCAUGUCUGCGGCCUACAUGCAUCAUCUGAAGGAGGUACGAAUAAGAGCAACUUUGCUAGAAAACAACCGCGCGUCCAAGCACCUGGUGCCGCACUUCCUGCAGGCCGCGCCGCAGGGGCUCAAGCUGCGCGUCAUGUCUGCGGCCUACAUGCACCAUCUGAAGGAGCACCUGGUGCCGCACUUCUUGCAGGCCGCGCCGCAGGGGCUCAAGCUGCGCGUCAUGUCUGCGGCCUACAUGCACCAUCUGAAGGAGAAUCCUGUAUUCGAAGAAUGCGAGCCGGCGUUCCUGCGGCAACUGGUGGGGUGUCUGAAACUCUACACGUACAACGAAGGUAUGUACGUGGUGAAGGAGUCUGAGAUUACGGACUCUAUGUACAUGAUCCACACAGGGCGGGUAAUGGAGACAAGCGCAGCUUCUGGGGACCUCAAGACCGUUACGGAUUGCUUCGGACUGGAACAAGGGCUAAUCUACAAUUACCCGUUUAAAUAUUCUUACAAAACCAUCAUUAAGUCUCAAGUGUUAACUCUUUCACUCAAUGACUGGGAGUAUCUCCUGGACCACUUCCCAGAGAGCAAAGGGUUCAUCUACAAAUAUCUCAAAAAAGAUGACGAUGACUCGCAAAGGCCCGGAAGGACUAAUUUAGGAUCCAUGAGAUCAAGCUCAUUGUCUGGUUCCUAUCGAACAAGUUAUAAAGGCCCGCUGCCACCAUCGGCGCAUAGAUCUUCUACAAGAAUUAGUAGGUUGUCCUCCCAGCCACCACCACCACCAUCCCCACCACCAUCACCAUCACCACUGCCCUCAUCUCCACCGACCGAUUAUAAAUUUUCACCUAUGGCUGGUCCACCAUCAGGCCCAACGACACCAUUAGUGAAAACUGAUAUACCGCUCGCAGAAAUGGCUCCGACCGCCACCGAAACGAAUCACGAUCUAUCACCAAUGUCGUCUACCUCUGCCGCCGCCGGUGGUCUCAGUCCGACAGUUACGACCGAUCCGGAAAUUAGUACCUCGCCUCAACAAGCACCUGAUAUAGCCCAAUCCAAGACCGAUAUGCUAUCAAGGACAACAACAAUGACAACACUCAAAAUAGGUCUAUCAGAUACUUCUGUAUCACAUUCAUCUCUAGAUGAAAAGCCUACAGGUCCUCAACCUGCUUCGAGACCAUCUAGUGAUGUAGGCACCAUUCGGGCCCAAGUAUCAUCCUUACAAGUUUCGCCUGAAAAAACAUCACCAGAUACCAAGCCCGUGGUUACUGAACCUUUGAUACAGACACAGGUAGACCUACCAGGAUCAUUAACAGAGCCAAUCGUGGCGCACCCGUAUUCUAAUAUUUCCCUUAAAAUUACUGAGUUACCUCCAUCAACAUCUAAAAUAACAACUCCACCAGCCAGUACGUCUAAAAUAACGACUCCACCUGCCAGCACGUCUAAAAUAACGACUCCACCCGCCAGCACGUCUAAAGCAGGCUUAAGGUCAACUUCGUCCCGUGGUAUGCUGAUAAGCGAACCCAUUGAUGACGAUGCAGACAACGAAUUAAAACCUGAGGAGAUGCAAUUCAUAUGGCCUAUGGAUAGUAGGCAUUCGGCAGCAAUGAUUAAAUUUGCACCACCCAAAGACUUAAAUGAAAGUCCAGAAAGGAAUGACAUCGAUAGAACAAAAUCUUUAAGAUCAGUACAGUCGCAGCAGUCGAGUCUAAUAGACAGCGGAAUCAAACGAGGACCAAGAGAUGUCGAUGACGCGUUACAAGAUUCUAUGACUUUAAUAGACAAAGUAGAGAAAAAAGCAAAAAAGCUGUUUCUGCGUAGAAAGGAUAGUGAACUGGAUUACGUGGACAGCGACGAAUCCAGAGACAAAGAUACAUUACUUUUAGAGGAGGAUGAAGAGGCAACGGCGGAUUUACUUGCACAAAUUAAAAAACGUAGUCAUAGUAAAGAUGGAUCCGCAGACCCAGAUAUGACUGAGAUUGUGGCAGUUGAUGAGGCACAGGCGGUUGAUGUAAAAUCAGAAGUGUUUGAACUGAAACCUCAAACUAUAAGGAUUCAGGAGCCCCCGGGCGCCACAGACGACACAUUGGCGGUCGUCCCUUAUGACAGUAAAGCUGCGGCCUCGUCAUCGAAACAUUUGGAGCUCGGUGAACAGGAAACACCGUCUACAGUCGCAAGAAAGAAAUCUGUUCAUUACAAAGAAGAAAGCCAUGUGAUCUCUGACAGUGAUGAACAUAGUCCUUCCGAACAUAGCUUAGAUAUGGAUAAACCUAAAGAUUAUAAAUCUAAAAACAAAAAAUAAUAUUUUGA